This is a messenger RNA of Rhinichthys klamathensis goyatoka, 1882 nucleotides long. It is a transcript of the gene fam110a, whose product is annotated as family with sequence similarity 110 member A. Lineage: Eukaryota; Metazoa; Chordata; Actinopteri; Cypriniformes; Leuciscidae. The transcript has 3 exons. The record is from RefSeq and is a predicted model, not a curated record. Bases 353 to 1630 code for a protein of 425 amino acids.
AACCGGUCUGGCAAGUUUUACUUUUUCCUUAACUCAAACACACGCGUGCACCAUCUGCCCUGCUUGCUUUCUGCUCUCUGACACACACUAAAGACAUUGCUGACUGCAUUCUGACUCUGUCCUGACUCAAACUUUACAAUUAAAGAGGAAACCAUUGCUGUUGAGUUUAGUGAGGCAACCACAGACAUAAUCCUGGAUCAUGUAGAGACAUGCCGUAUCGUGUCCCUGGAAUCCGUAUCCAAAGUGUUAAUGUGGAAGUAUACUGGCAAUAAGUCCAUUCAUCUACUUCAAAGCAAACCAGUGCAGGAAAUAAGAAACCAUAUAAAACCGCUGAAGUUUUUAAUUUCAAAGGAUGUCAAAUGACGCCGUACAGCCCUCUCCACGGAGAAUAAUAAAGCUGGCUGCAACUCCUGGCACACCAAGUCGCAACCCAGAGCUCAGUUGUCCAGUCAAAUCAUCCCCAGGGAUACGCAAACCAAGUGCGGUGGAACGUUUGGAAGCAGACAAGGCCAAGUACGUCAAGACUCAACAGGUGGCUUUGAAAAAGCAGCACCCAGUCACUUGUUCCUCCAACAACAACCAGAGUGGACAAGCUGCUCAACAGCCAUCGAGGAAGAUCCCUGUAAAACCCACCAAGUCCGAAACGCCACCCCUUAACCUGGAACAUCUUUGCAAACUGAUCGAUGGAGUCGGCGAUACCACCGUUCCGGUCAUUUCUACACAAACCAACAGCACUGGGAAAGAUCAAGAUGCUACAGACACAUGCAAGGCCAACUCUCCAACAAAAAGUCAGUUGGAAGAACCUUCUGUCGGGUCAACUUCAAGUCAAGGAAAAGCUGUAGUAGAAGCCUCUGGGGUUAACGGAUGUCCUACCAUGACGGUGCGGAGAGUCGAUGUCAGACCGCAGUUACCUCAAAUGAGGAUGGUCGGUAGACCACAGCUACAGAACCGCUCACAGGUCCAACUGUCCACGUCGCAGGUCCCGAUAAAACUUCUGCGCUUGCUUAGACCAUACACACAGCAAAAUCAGCAACCAAUUGAUUUCAAAAGGCUCUACAAUGUCACAAACGUCAACCGAGGACCUAUUAAACCACCAAACUGUGCUGCACAAACCUCACCUUCUUCUAAAUCCCCAUCUGGCCCUCUCCCCAUAAAACCAAACACAGAACCAUUAUCGUGUACCUCUCCGACCCAAAAUACUCCAACCUCCGUUGAUUCGUUCCUAGCCAAAAAUGACAUCCAGUCCCCACCAUCGCCAGCCAUCACUCGGCUCUCCUCAACAAGCUCCAGGAAGCGUCCUUCACUGACGCGCUCAAAAUCUGAUGUCAGCGACUGCUUUUCACGAGCCGGGGUAGAGCUCGAGCGCUUCUUUAAUUACUGUGGCCUUGACCCAUUGGAUUUAGAGGAGCUGGGAACACCAGGUUCUGACAUUGUGUCCGUUUCACGUCUUCGUAGCGCCAGUGCCCCAGCAUCCGAGCAUACAGCUGAGGGUGAAGACGAGGAAGAAGAAGCAGCAAAAGAUGAACGUCCUGUUUAUGGCGUUUCCGUCAUUGAAAGAAAUGCUCGAGUGAUCAAGUGGCUUUAUGGAAUGCGCCAGGCCAAAGAGAGUCCUAAAGUGGCCAAUAUGUAACAGGCAACAAGGGACUAACAACCACAAUUAAGACUGAAAUCAAACAUGAUGUACAAAGUGCUUACUGUGCUUUUCCCAUUCAGUAUUUUGUCUGUUAUAUACUUUAGAGUUGUCUAUAGUUGAAUCUACUGUGUUUGUGUGUCAUUUAUAUUAAUUUAAGCUUGGUGGUCAUUAGCAUGACUGUAGCCACAUGUGUUCUCAAAUACUGACCAUGCUUUCAUAGGGUAAACGCCAAUAAACCUUUAAGCACAA